Molecule: messenger RNA, 570 nt
Organism: Chanos chanos (milkfish)
Lineage: Eukaryota; Metazoa; Chordata; Actinopteri; Gonorynchiformes; Chanidae
Gene: rgs16
Product: regulator of G protein signaling 16
Exons: 5
Coding region: 1-570 (189 amino acids)
Source: RefSeq, a predicted model, not a curated record
AUGUGCAGAGGAUUAGCUGCCUUCCCCUCGUCUUGUCUGGAGAGGGCAAAAGGCUUCAAGUCUCGCCUGGGGAGUUUUCUACAGAGACAUGAUUGGAGCUUUCUCUGUUACUCUUACAGAGCAACUAAACCAAGGCUAACCUUGGAAGAAUGCCUGAAAUGGAAGGAAUCUUUUGAGAAUCUGCUGUCAAAUAAACACGGACUGUACGCUUUUCGAGCUUUCCUCAUCUCCGAGUUCAGCGAGGAGAACAUCGCUUUCUACCUGGCCUGCGAGGAUUUCAAAAGGACCAAGUCGCCGUCAAAGCUCCUGGCCAAAGCCAACAGGAUUUAUGAGGAAUUCAUCAGCAGUGAAGCGCCUAGAGAGGUAAACAUCGACCACGAGACUCGAGACAUAACUCAGAUGAACGUGAAGUGCCCUACGGUCGGCUGCUUUGACAUGGCUCAGUACCGAAUUUACAUCCUCAUGGAAAAGGACUGUUACCCACGAUUCCUCCGCUCCGCCGCGUACCGCGACCUGAUUGGCCAGCUCAAGGUGGAAAAAAGCGGCAAAAUGGGGACAAAGAAAGCGUGA